Messenger RNA from Nycticebus coucang (slow loris), 3078 nucleotides. RefSeq names its product adhesion G protein-coupled receptor E1 (gene ADGRE1). Gene Ontology annotation, cellular component: membrane. The record is from RefSeq and is a predicted model, not a curated record. Gene Ontology annotation, molecular function: calcium ion binding; G protein-coupled receptor activity. Lineage: Eukaryota; Metazoa; Chordata; Mammalia; Primates; Lorisidae. The transcript is spliced from 20 exons. The coding region runs from base 34 to 2553 and encodes 839 amino acids. Gene Ontology annotation, biological process: cell surface receptor signaling pathway; adenylate cyclase-activating G protein-coupled receptor signaling pathway.
GUUCCCUUGUUGGAACAGCAGAAUCAAGAAGUGAUGUGGCCCUUCAGCCUGCUCCUCUUCUGGGGGUGUUGUGGUAUAUACAGCUGGAAAAUGCAUGUAGUAUCCACCGUGGCUACCACGACAGCGGAUGUGAAUGAGUGUGCUGACACCACUGCAUGCCCAGCUUAUGCCACUUGCACCAACACCAUGGAGAGUUACUAUUGCAGUUGCAAAAAUGGCUUCCUGUCCAGUAAUGGACAGAGUCACUUCAAAGGUCCAGGAGUAAAAUGCACAGAUAUUGAUGAGUGUUCUCAAAGUUCCCCCAAAUGUGGUCCUAACUCAGUCUGCAGAAACAUGCUGGGGAGGUACAAAUGUAGCUGUUUUCUUGGUUUCUAUUCUCCCACUGGAAAUGACUGGACCCCAGAAAAGCCAGGCAGUUUUGCCUGCACAGACAUUGAUGAGUGUCUCUCCAGCGGGGUCUGCCCUGAGCAUUCUGACUGUGUCAACUCCAUGGGAAGCUACAGUUGCAGCUGCCAAGUUGGAUUCAUCUCUAGCAAUUCUAUCUGUGAAGAUAUUGAUGAGUGUAUUGUCAAAAUGUGCCCUGCGAAUGCAACAUGCACCAAUACUCCUGGGAGCUACUUUUGCACCUGCCAUCCUGGCUUUGCACCAAGCAGUGGACAGCUGGAUUUCACAGACCAAGCAGUGGAAUGUAGAGAUAUUGAUGAGUGCUUCCAAGAUCCAUCACCAUGUGGUCCAAAUUCUGUCUGCACCAAUACCCUGGGAUCCUACAGCUGUAGCUGCACUGUGGGCUUUCGUCCCAACCCAGAAGGAUUCCAGAAAUAUGGCAACUUCAGCUGUAAAAGACUUCCCUUCAAGUGUAAGGAAGAUGUGAUACCCAGUCAUGAACAGGUCCAGCAGUGCCCACAGGGGGCAGCAGUAAAGCCUGAAUAUGGUUCCUUUUGUGCACUGAUAAAGGACACCUUCCACAUUCUGGACAAUGUGUGUGAAAACAAAACUGCUGUGGUUCCUCUGAAGAGUACGGCUGAGAGCUUAUCCUCUGUGCUUGAACAAAUAUCUACAUGGUCCAGAUUCACCAAAGAAGAGACGUCCACCCUGGGUAGAGUCCUACUGGAGAGUGUGGAAAGCACCACAUUGGCAGCUCUUCUGAACCCUUCAGCGAACGUCAGUGAGACUAUUCAGACAGAAUACCUGGAUAUCGAGAGCAAAGUUAUCAAUGAUGAAUGCACUGAAGAGAAUGUAGUCUUUAAUCUGAAAGCCAAGGGGGAUGAGAUGAAGAUUGGGUGUUCCACAAUUGCAGAAUCAGAAUCCACAGGGACUGCUGGAGUGGCUUUUGUCUCCUUUGUGGGCAUGGAGUCUGCUUUAGAUGAGCAUUUCUUCCAAGACCUCCAGACCCCCUUGGGCAACUCCUGGAGGAAGCUGAAGAUGAAUUCCCGGGUCAUUGGGGGCAUCGUGACUGGGGAAAGGAAAGAUGACUUCUCAGCUCCCAUCAUCUACACUCUGGAGAACAUCCAGCCAAAGGGGGAGUCAGAGAGGCCCAUCUGCGUUUCUUGGAGCACAGAUGCUGAGGGCGGGAGAUGGACGCCCUCUGGCUGUGUGACCCUGAAAGCUUCUGAGAUGCACACUGUCUGUGGCUGUAAUCGGGUGGCGAAUCUUGCCGUCAUCAUGGCUUCUGGGGAACUCACGGUGGAGUUCUCCUUGUAUGUCAUUAGCCAUGUGGGCAUGAUCAUCUCCCUGGUGUGCCUCAUCUUGGCCAUUGCCACCUUCUUGCUGUGUCGCUCCAUUCGAAACCGUAACACCUACAUCCACCUACACCUCUGUGUGUGCCUCUUCUUGGCCAAGAGUCUCUUCCUUGCUGGCAUAGGCAAGACAGACAACAAGAUGGGCUGUGCCAUCAUCGCAGGCUUUCUGCACUACCUUUUCCUUGCCUGCUUCUUCUGGAUGCUGGUGGAGGCGGUGAUGCUCUUCUUGAUGGUCAGGAACCUGAAGGUGGUGAAUUACUUCAGCUCCCGCAACAUCAAGAUGCUGCACCUCUGUUCCUUUGGCUAUGGACUCCCAGGGCUGGUGGUGCUUAUCUCAGCCACUGUGCAGUCAUGGGACUAUGGGACAAAUAAUCGCUGCUGGCUGAAUACAGAGACAGGGUUCAUCUGGAGUUUCUUGGGGCCAGUUUGCACAAUUAUAACGGUCAACUGCAUCCUCCUGACCUGGGCCUUGUACAUCCUGAGAAAGAAGCUUUCCAGUGUCAAUGCUGACGUGUCGACACUGAAAGACACCAGGUUACUGACCUUCAAGGCCUUUGCUCAGCUCUUUGUCCUGGGCUGCACCUGGGUGUUGGGCAUUUUCCAGAUUGGGCCCAUAGCAAGUGUCAUGGCCUACCUGUUCACCAUCACCAACAGCCUUCAAGGGGCCUUCAUCUUCCUCAUUCACUGUCUGCUCAACCACCAGGUACGAGAAGAAUACAGGAGGUGGAUCACUGGGAAGACCAAGCCCAGCUCCCAGUCCCAGACCUCAAGGAUCUUACUGUCCUCCCUACCGUCCACAUCCAAGAUGGGUUAAAGUCCAUUCUUGCUCUCAUAUACACUAUGGAGUAAUAGUUGAAGACAGUAGAUGCCUACUCUGAAAUCUCUUUGCAGCUUAACAUGGAAGUGCUAGAUCCCAGCAGCCCCAGAACUCCCUCAUGAUUCAGAGCCUGCACGUCUGGGCUGGUUUCUCAUGGUUUUAUGCCCAGUGGGGAGAAGCAAGGCUUUCUGCCUCAAAGGACCGUGUUGUCUCCUGGAUCAUGCAUCUCUGUGAAUUUCCUGACUUUGGGGAAACAACAGGUCCAGUUCAAUGGCAUGACCAUGACAACUGGCAUCCAGGCUGUUUCUCUUGCACUUGUUGGUGUGUGGUUCCCAGUCUGUCUUCCAGCGUCUGUCAGUACUUGGCUCAGAGCAGCUCUCAAUAAAUGAUUGUCGUCUGUCUGACUGAGGUACGCUGGGCCAGGGAUUCUUCCUGCUUUUAAAUAAAUGGUCAGCAAAACUAUACUGAGAGUCCCCAGGAACCAUAGAGCUCAUGGACACAAAGGCUACUGUGGCACAAACU